ACUGCCGCACUGGUUAGGGUUUUCCUUAUCUCCCACUUCUUCUUCCUCAUUUCGCAUUUUCCCCAAUCCUUCCUUUCUUACACUUAGAUCUUUCUCUUCAUGGCUUUAAACAGACAAUAGGGUUCUCUCGGUUGCUGUUUCCAAGUUCCAAGGACUUAAGGUAUCCCAUACAUUUCUCUCCAAGUAGUGAAGAAAAUGGCAACCAUGAACCCUUUUGAUUUAUUGGGAGAUGAUGAUAACGAGGACCCCAGUCUUCUUGUGGCUGCGCAGGAGCACAAGCCCAAGAAAGCUCCGGUCACUGCUCCGGCUAAGGCUCCCUCCACUAAGCCUGCUCAACUCCCUACCAAGCCUCCUCCCCCAACUCAAGCUGUGAGGGAGUCAAGGAAUGAAUCCGGCCGUGAAGGGGGCCGUGGAGGAGGCCGUGGUCGUGGUGGUGGACGUGGCUAUGGGCGUGGACGUGGUAACAGAGACGGUGACAGGGAUAGAGAAUUCAACAGGGAUAGGGAAUUCAACAGGGACAGAGAAUUCAACAGAGACAGGGAAUUCAACAGGGACAGGGAAUUCAACAGGGAUUCUAACACUAAUGAUGAUUCCAAUGGAUUUUCUGGAGGUUAUAGACCCUCUGAAGAAGGAGAUGGGAGGCCAUCUGAACGUCGUGGUGGCUAUGGUGGUCCUCGGGGUUCAUUCCGUGGGGGUCGCCAUGGAGGUUUCAGCAAUGGAGAAUCUGGAGAAAGUGAAGGAGAGCGCCCUCGUCGGUUCUAUGAUCGUCGCAGUGGCACUGGACGUGGGAGUGAGGUCAAGCGUGAUGGGUCUGGGCGUGGUAACUGGGGAGCUCCCACUGAUGAAAUUGCUCCAGAGACUGAAGAGCCUGUUGUUGAGAAUGAAAAGAAUGUAGAUGCUGAGAAACAGUCUGCUGAGGAAGGUACUGUGGACACUGGCAAGGAAAAUGCUGUGAAUGAACCAGAAGAGAAGGAGCCUGAGAAUAAGGAGAUGACUCUGGAAGAGUACCAGAAGGUACUUGAGGAGAAAAGAAAGGCUCUGCUUGCCCUGAAGACUGAAGAGAGGAAAGUUGAUGUGGACAAAGAGUUUAAAUCCAUGCAGCAGCUCUCAAAUAAGAAGAGCACUGAUGAAAUCUUUAUCAAAUUGGGUUCUGAGAAGGACAAACGCAAAGAUGCUGCUGAUAAGGAAGAAAAAGCCAAAAAGUCUGUCAGCAUUAAUGAGUUCCUGAAGCCCGCUGAAGGGGAAAGGUACUAUAACCCUUCUGGGCGUGGGAGAGGCCGUGGCCGUGGUUCCAGAGGUGGAUAUGGAGGCCACAACUCAACUGGCAAUGUCCAUACCCCCAAAAUUGAGGAUGCAGGGGAGUUCCCUUCUUUGGGAGGGGGCAAGUGAGAUUCAUCCACUUCUGCCUUCUGGCUAUGUGCCCUAUUGAAAAUUCUGAAUUAAGACUAUCAACAGGAACCAUUUUCUUUAUUAGAAACCGGUCUUUAAUUUACAAGAUUUGAGUGUAAAUUUUAGUUAUUAACCCAUGGGUCAAUACUCUUGUGGUUUUUUUUUUUUUCUUGAUUUUAAACAAUGCCCCAUUUUUUUGCUGAACUUAGGGCACAUGGGUUGUUAUUGCAACUUAGUAGCAUCAGUUUUGGCUUUGGAUUAGGUCCCCAUUGCUUUUAGUCCUUGACUUGCCUUUGAGCAUCUUUCUCUUAAAUUAUUCCUGUUAUUUUGGUGCGUCAAGAAUAAUGAGUUGAGGUCUUG
Molecule: messenger RNA, 1749 nt
Organism: Rubroshorea leprosula
Lineage: Eukaryota; Viridiplantae; Streptophyta; Magnoliopsida; Malvales; Dipterocarpaceae
Source: the annotation of a GenBank genome assembly